AUGUCGUCGAACGAUCCACGGAUAAAUACACUAAAUUUUGUAUCUGUGUUCUUUGCGCGUUAUGUUUUAAGUGUUUUAUUUCUACUUGGAUUUAUCGGUCUCACACUCAAUACUCUUGUAUUUACACGCAGAGUAUUACUUCAAAAUUCUUGCGCACGUUAUUUUUUAGCAUCCACAAUAGCCAAUUAUCUUGUUGUCUAUUUUGUUAUACCAAGUCGUGUUUUAUCUGAUGGUUUUAAUGUUGAUCCCGGAACAUAUUCACUAGGCUACUGUAAAUUUCGAUUUUAUAUCUAUUUUACAUGUAAAUCUCUCUCAUCAUGGUUCAUUGUUCUUGCGUGUAUCGAUCGCUUUAAGUCCAGCUCUCGUAAUUUUAAAUGUCGGCAAUUUAGUCGUUUAUCCGUCGCUCGAAAUAAUAUUGUAAUUACAACAAUUGUUUGCAUAUUAUUCUAUUCUCAUGUACUUAUCUUUUACGACAAUCGAAAUGGUAUUUGUGAUUCAUUAAUAGGUAUCUAUCGAAUGUUCGAUGAUACCUGUUACCUUAUCGGUUACAGCAUCGUGCCACCAAUAUUAAUGAGCGUAUUCGGUGUUUGGACAAUCUAUAAUAUGCAUCAUCUAAGACUAAUUGCACCCAAAUCAACAGGAUCUAGAGCUGCCGUGAUGAUGAAGAGAAAUCAACAAUUAGCAUUUAUGUUAUUGUUUCAAGUCAUAUUUAUAACAUUGACCACUGUGCCGCAUGCAAUUCAAAAACUAUAUAGCACAUUGACAUCCGAUUUUGUCAAAAGUGAUCUUAUCCUUGCACAAGACAAUUUCUAUGCAGAAGUAGCUCGUGUAAUAUCGUUUCUUAAUCAUACAUGUUCAUUUUAUAUCCUAACACUAUCAGGCAAAACAUUUCGUACCGAACUGGUUAAGAUGUUUGAAAAAAUUCAACAUUAUUUUACGUUGCAUCGAAAUACAACAGUUAGAUGUGUUCCAUUAACAAAUAUCAAAGUAAAUGGAACAACAAAUUAG
This is a messenger RNA of Didymodactylos carnosus, 1008 nucleotides long. The record is from the annotation of a GenBank genome assembly. NCBI's taxonomy places the organism in Eukaryota, Metazoa, Rotifera, Eurotatoria, Philodinida, Philodinidae.